UCUCCAUGGGUGUGAUCUCACCGGGAGCCCCGCUCUGUCACUCAGACCCGCUUUCAUCUUCUCGCUGUCUCUCAGAGACAGUCACGCUCUUAAAAGUUUCACUUCCUGACUCGGGUUUAUUUUGUGUUAUAGAAUUGCUCGCCGCCCACUCGUUUCUCUCCGCGAUAUUCUGUCUAUCUCCCUUUUGUUGUCAUAUCCUGUUUGAGGAAAGAUAGAAGACAGAAGACCGACGGAGGAGAGGAUCGUGCAGUGAAAGCCAGGGCUGUCGCAGAGCCAGUAUGAGCGAAGAGAACAAGGAGUGGGCAAUACUGAGCCCGAAGGAGUUCACCCAACUGCAGAAGUACAUUGAUUACAGCGCCAGGAAGGUUCAAGAUGUCCUGCAGGAGUUUUAUGGUGGAGGUAGUUUGAGCCAUUUUUUAUCUGAAGAGUCGAUAGAUUUCGAGGGUUUUAGAUCUUUCCUGAAAACUUACCUGGAGGUGGAGGACAUUUCCCCUGACCUCUGCGAGCGGCUCUUCAUGUCCUUUCAGACAGGCUCAAGCAAACAAACUGAUGGGGACCAGACUGAUGGGAACAAAGAAAACUUCCGUGUGAGCCUGAAUGAUGUAUCCUGUUACUUCUCUUUGCUGGAAGGAGGUACUGCUGAGGACAAGCUCGAGUUCACCUUCAAGUUGUAUGAUAAAGAUGGCAAUGGACUCCUGGACAGUUCUGAAGUAGAUCGAAUAAUAACUCAAAUGAUGCGUGUAGCCGAAUACCUGGACUGGGAUAUUACUGAACUGAAACCUAUGCUGCAAGAGAUGAUGAAACAAGUGGACUCCGAUGGUAAUGGGAUUGUGUCCUAUGAAGAAUGGCUGAAAGGAGGUCUUACUACGGUGCCUCUGCUGGUGCUGCUGGGAAUGGAAGCUAAUAUAAAGGACGAUGGUCAACACUUGUGGCGCCUAAAGCAUUUCAAUCGCCCUGUGUACUGUAACGUGUGCGAAGCGCUGCUCUUUGGGGUUAGGAAGCAGGGACUGUGCUGCACCUUCUGUAAAUUCACUGUGCAUGAGCGUUGUGCUCGCAAGGCGCCUAAUUCCUGCAUCAGCACCUAUGCUAAGUCUCGCAAGGAUGCCAGCGGACAGGUCCAUGUUUGGGUCAAAGGUGGUUGCGAGGCUAACAAGUGUGACAAAUGUCAGAAAAAGAUAAAAAGCUUCCAGAGCCUCACUGGUGAACGCUGUGUCUGGUGUCAUAUGAAGGUUCAUGAUGAAUGUGCUCCUCUUGUUCCUCUGCUCUGUGAUGGAGGUGCCUUGAAAGAUCAUAUAUUGCCUCCUGCUUCUAUAUAUCCAGUUAUUCUGGAACGUCAGAACAGCCAGAAGAAUCUGCUUGCGCCCUCGGAGGAGUCAUCGCAGACCUUCAGCGCAUCAGACGGGCAGGCCCUGCGGGUGGUCCCGGUUUCAAACACACAUCCAUUGCUUGUGUUUGUCAACCCAAAGAGUGGAGGAAAGCAGGGGGAGAGGGUUCUGCGGAAGUUCCAGUACCUGCUAAAUCCCAGACAGGUUUACAACUUAAUAAAGGGAGGUCCGGCCCCCGGGCUUAAUUUUUUCAGGGAGGUGCCUGAUUAUCGGAUCUUGGUAUGCGGAGGAGAUGGGACAGUGGGUUGGAUCCUUGAUGCCAUUGACAAGGCAAACCUUCCCCAAAGACCACCGGUGGCUGUGCUACCCCUCGGCACAGGGAAUGACCUUGCACGGUGCCUGCGAUGGGGAGGGGGUUAUGAUGGAGAAAAUCUGGGAAAGUUCUUAAAGGACAUAGAGAAUAGUGCAAUUCUUCAGAUGGACCGGUGGAACAUUGAGGUCAUACCUGAUAACCCAGCAGAGAAGGGAGACCCUGUACCUUAUGAGAUCAUCAACAACUAUUUCUCAAUUGGAGUGGAUGCCUCCAUUGCUCACCGAUUCCACGUCAUGAGAGAGAAAUACCCUGAGAAAUUCAAUAGCAGAAUGAAGAAUAAGCUUUGGUACUUUGAAUUUGCCACAUCUGAGACUGUUUUUUCUACGUGCAAGAAGCUGAAAGAGUAUGUUACGAUUGAGUGCUGCGGUGAACCAUUAGACCUCAGUUCUGUGUCGCUGGAAGGGAUUGCUGUUAUCAACAUUCCCAGCAUGCAUGGAGGUUCCAAUCUGUGGGGAGAAACUAGGAAACUCUUGGGAGAAGCUCGCAAUUCGUCAUGUCAGAACCUCCCCGAGGCCAUCACAGACCCUGAAGCCUUGAAAUCAUGUGUACAGGACCUCAGUGACAAGAGGCUGGAAGUGGUUGGACUGGAAGGUGCCAUAGAGAUGGGGCAGAUUUAUACCGGCCUGAAAAGUGCAAGGAAACGGCUAGCAAAGUGCUCAGAGAUUACUAUCCGAACCACAAAGGCCCUUCCAAUGCAGAUUGAUGGCGAGCCCUGGAUGCAGCCACCGUGUACGAUUUCAAUCACGCACAAGAACCAGGCACCAAUGCUGUGGGGCCCUCCUCCACGAUCCUCAAGCUUCUUUUCUCUAAAAUAAGGGAGGACAUAGUUAUGC
Molecule: messenger RNA, 2531 nt
Organism: Spea bombifrons (plains spadefoot toad)
Lineage: Eukaryota; Metazoa; Chordata; Amphibia; Anura; Pelobatidae
Gene: DGKA
Product: diacylglycerol kinase alpha
Exons: 24
Coding region: 279-2513 (744 amino acids)
Biological process (GO): diacylglycerol metabolic process; intracellular signal transduction; lipid phosphorylation
Cellular component (GO): plasma membrane
Molecular function (GO): calcium ion binding; ATP-dependent diacylglycerol kinase activity
Source: RefSeq, a predicted model, not a curated record